AUGCCGAAGAAUAAGAAGCGGAAUCCUCCCCACCGCGGUGGUAGUGGUGGCGGCGGCAGCUCAGGGGCAGCUGCAGCGACGGCGGCGACAGCAGGUGGCCAGCAUCGAAAUGUUCAACCUUUUAGUGAUGAGGAUGCAUCGAUUGAAACAAUGAGCCAUUGCAGUGGUUACAGCGAUCCUUCCAGUUUUACUGAAGAUGGACCAGAAAUCCUUGAUGAGGAAGGAACUCAAGAAGACUUAGAGUACAAAUUGAAGGGAUUAAUUGACCUAACCCUGGAUAAGAGUGCGAAGACAAGGCAGGCAGCUCUUGAAGGUAUUAAAAGUGCACUGGCUUCAAAAAUGCUUUAUGAAUUUAUUCUGGAAAGAAGAAUGACUUUAACUGAUAGCAUUGAGCGCUGCCUGAAAAAAGGGAAAAGUGAUGAGCAACGUGCAGCUGCGGCAUUAGCAUCUGUUCUUUGUAUUCAGUUGGGCCCUGGAAUUGAAAGUGAAGAGAUUUUAAAAACUCUUGGACCAAUCCUAAAGAAAAUAAUUUGUGAUGGGACAGCUAGUAUCCAGGCUAGGCAAACUUGUGCAACUUGCUUUGGGGUUUGCUGUUUUAUUGCCACAGAUGAUAUUACUGAGCUGUAUUCAACUCUGGAAUGUUUGGAAAAUAUCUUCACCAAGUCUUAUCUCAAGGAGAAAGACACCAAUGUUAUUUGCAGCACCCCUAAUAUAUUGCUUCAUAUCAGCUCACUUCUCGCAUGGACGUUAUUACUGACCAUAUGCCCAAUCAGUGAAGUGAAGAAAAAGCUUGAGAUGCAUUUCCAUAAACUUCCAAGCCUCCUUUCUUGUGAUGAUGUAAACAUGAGAAUAGCUGCUGGUGAAUCUUUGGCACUUCUGUUUGAAUUGGCCAGAGGAAUGGAGAGUGACUUUUUUUAUGAAGACAUGGAAUCUUUGACUCAGAUGCUUAGGGCUUUGGCUACAGAUGGAAAUAAACACCGGGCCAAAGUGGACAAGAGAAAGCAGCGUUCAGUUUUCAGAGAUGUCCUGAGGGCGGUGGAGGAACGGGAUUUCCCAACAGAAACUGUUAAAUUUGGUCCUGAACGAAUGUAUAUUGAUUGUUGGGUCAAAAAACACACCUAUGACACCUUUAAGGAGGUUCUUGGAUCAGGGAUGCAGUACCACUUGCAGUCAAAUGAAUUCCUUCGCAAUGUAUUUGAACUGGGACCCCCGGUGAUGCUUGAUGCUGCAAUGCUUAAAACGAUGAAGAUUUCUCGUUUUGAAAGGCAUUUAUAUAACUCUGCAGCCUUCAAAGCUCGAACAAAAGCUCGAAGCAAAUGUAGAGAUAAGAGAGCAGAUGUUGGAGAAUUCUUCUAGAUUUUCAGAACUUGAAGACUAUUUUCUAAUUUCUUUUUCUUUUUUUUUUUUCUCUCUCUCUUUUUUUGGCUACUUCUAAUGUAUUUAAACUCUAGAAACAGUUUUUAUCUUUUAUCAACUUAGAUAACUUGUAGAAGGAGUUAUAUUACUUACAAUUUAAUGUACAGUAUUGCAAAUGGUGAGUUCUGAUUAUUGAUUGUCUGUAAAUAUAAUUCAGUAAACAUGAAGAAAGUAUUUGUAAUGUUUGGUCAUAUUCUAUUUAUGAAGAGAGCAAAAAUAUGGUAUUGAUUUCAUAAUGAGAAAAAUUAUUAGCUGAGGUUUAAUUUCUUAUACUGUGGUUGUCAAAAAUACUGAUUGAUUAUAAUGAUAUAUACUCAUAAGGUAUUUAACUUAAUAUCUUAGACAAGAGUUCUGGAUACAAUUUUUGGGAGCUAGUUCCUCUGGAAAAGCUUCUAUAUUUUUAAUUUUAAAUGGAAUGUGGCUUUUAAAAUUUUGUCACUGGGAUCAAAAAAGGAAUUACACCAUGAGACCAUACAACCACACUUAAAGGCAAUUCACUUCAGCUACUGGGAGUUUAUGAUGAGUUAGCAUAUGCUAGAAAGGUUGCUAACCUUAACUUCUGAGAGCAGGAACAUGGAUUCUGUCUGCUGUAUGAGACUGUGCUUUUUACUUUGAAAUAAAGAUCUUUUCACACUGAAA
Messenger RNA from Cynocephalus volans (Philippine flying lemur), 2055 nucleotides. RefSeq names its product interferon related developmental regulator 1 (gene IFRD1). NCBI's taxonomy places the organism in Eukaryota, Metazoa, Chordata, Mammalia, Dermoptera, Cynocephalidae. The transcript has 12 exons. The record is from RefSeq and is a predicted model, not a curated record. The coding region runs from base 1 to 1356 and encodes 451 amino acids. Gene Ontology annotation, cellular component: nucleus.